This is a messenger RNA of Tachysurus vachellii, 2380 nucleotides long. It is a transcript of the gene agtrap, whose product is annotated as angiotensin II receptor-associated protein. The record is from RefSeq and is a predicted model, not a curated record. Gene Ontology annotation, biological process: regulation of blood pressure; angiotensin-activated signaling pathway. Gene Ontology annotation, cellular component: plasma membrane. The coding region runs from base 111 to 605 and encodes 164 amino acids. The transcript has 5 exons. NCBI's taxonomy places the organism in Eukaryota, Metazoa, Chordata, Actinopteri, Siluriformes, Bagridae.
GUUUUGUCCCUGUCAGAGGGCGGAGUCACGUGCAACUUCUCUACCAAACUUUUAAGUCUUAUAGUUACUCAAUCCUGUAGAUACUGAGCGUUUACAUUCCAGCCAUAAAAAUGGAAAUUCCGGCUAUAAACCUGAAGGCCAUCCUGGUGGUCCACUGGUUCCUGACAGUCUGCGGCUGCAUUACCUCGCUGCCGCCUUCCUACCUCGCUGCUAACUUCAGUGUGCUGGCUGUGGGAGUGUGGGCCAUGGCUCAGAGAGACUCUGUAGACGCUGUACUGAUGUUCCUGGUUGGUCUGUUGUUGACGAUCGUGAUCGACAUCAUCCACUUUGCUACACUUUACCCGCUGCAGUUCCCUGGAGGGGAUUUGUUCCGCUUCUGCGUGGGCAUGGCCAUCCUCAGCCUCCUCCUCAAACCUUUGUCCUGCUUCUUCGUCUACCAGAUGUACCGUGAGAGAGGCGGCGAAUACAACAUCAACUUCGGUUUUCCGACAGUGACCCAGAACCGAGACACCUAUCAGUCCAUCGAUCAGCAGGCCCAACCUGACCACUCGGACAAGCCGUUUAUCCAAGGAGACAACCAGAAACAUGCUGUGCUCUCGUACUGAUUUAAGCCUUAACUCGUUAUCUUUUUUUUUUUUUCUCAUUUAUUUAUUUUUUUUUGUUUGCUGCACUACUGGAAAAAAAAAUGCUAAAAAAGUACUAAAAUGUUGCAUUGCUUGUUACUGCUGGGAGACCCUCAGGGGUCAGUAAUCACCACCAUUAUUUUGUAUUUUUCACCUGGGAAAGUGAAUGUAGAUGAUUCAGGAGUCAUCCUUAGACCUUAUUUGGAUCUAAAUGAGUUGGAUUGAAUAUAUAACACACAGACACGUAUACGAGGAAUGUUCUGUUGAACAUCCCACCACCAUGACUAGCAAUAAUACAGUUUGGUACUUAUUUUUGUGUUGGAUUAAUUACAGCUUGUGCAUCAGUGACGCAUCACAUGUUACAUAAACUGUCUUGAUUGUUUUCUGUAACAAACUUUACAGCACUAUAGUUAGGUGUGGCAGGUCACAGGUACCCACACCUGUUUUCUAUCAUUUAAAUCCUUGUAAGUUUUUGAUAAUGUAUAGAUAUAAGGUACUUUAUGGAAGAAAAUAUAUGAAAAUAUACUUAUAUACAUAUCUAUAUAUCAGUAUGUUUGGACAGGUUUAUGUAUGAAUGUAGUAUGCAGAAGUCGAGGACGAAUAACCACACAAUGUCAUAUCAUGAUACCUAGUAUAAUGGACUACUUGCACUCAGGGCCAUGAUGUAUUUUCAUUACAUUUGGCAGUACAGUGAGACAAGCACAGCUAAUAUUUGUUUUUGUUUUUUUCCCCCAAUCUAACAUUCAACUAGAUAUUGAUUUCUAUUCAGAGGUGUUUUCAUCCCUCCAUAGUGCUUCCCAAAUCACAUGAGCUUGAACUUCACUGAUCUUUAUUUAUUUUCAGGAGCUCUUGCAGACACCAGGUGUAAAAUAGCAACGUUAUAGUGGACGAGCUGGAAGCACAAAUUGUCAUCUUUAGAAUAGAAAAUUUUAUUCUGUCACAUUUACAUUACAGCACAGUGAAAUUCUUUCUUCACAUAUCCCAACUUUAAAAGUUGUGGUCAGAGCACAAGGUCAGCCAUGAUACAGCACCACCUAAGCAAAGAGGGUUAAGGGCCUCGCUCAAGGGCCCAACAGUGGCAGCUUGCGUUACUGGGGCUUAAACCAUGAUCCUCCAAUCAACAACCCAGAGCUUUAACCACUUGAGCCACCACUGAUCUUAAUUAAGAUCUAAAGUGUUUGGUAUAAAGUGUUUAUGCAAGUAGCCCAUUACACCUCUGGAAUGAAGGAUUACAGAUGAGGUUGAAGGAAAAAUAAGAAUUAGAGGAUAUGUACAUGAGUUUAAUUGAAAAUGAUUUCUACUAGAAGCGAGGGCAAUUUCAUGUCUUAAAAAGUAAUAUUAGAUGACGUGUUAGUCUUCAUAAUGUAGAAAAAGGACCUUUGAGGUGAGGAAAAAAGGAGAGAAUAUAUAUAUAUAUAUAUAUAUAUGUAUGUAUGUAUGUAUGUAUGUAUGUAUGUAUGUAUGUAUGUAUGUAUGUAUGUAUGUAUGUAUGUAUGUAUGUGUCACUUUAUCAUGUUUUUGGAUGGAAGUUGUUCCAAAGUUUUGCAAUUGAACAAAGAUGCUGGAUAAUAAUGUCACUCAUAUACUGUACACUACUGUUUCUUGCUCUCUUUUAGUUUUUCGGAGCUCUUUCAUAACAGUAGAAAUUUUCCUCUUGUGGCACUCCACUUCCUGUUUAUUAGUCAACUUCAAUCUCAUGUGCCGGUUCCCCAUUUUGUAAUCACACACUGAUGUGGAGUAAAUUCUUCUGUCUUUAA